CGCACUCGAGCGUCGACUUCCGAACGUCCAAGUCAUCGGCAUCGUCGUUACACAGGACGGCGACUUGAUACUGGUUAACGGUCCAGAAUUGAUACGCGACGCUCUCAGCUAAUUGAUAAAACAAACAGUGACGAAGAAGAAGGAAUCAUUCACUCAUCAGUCAAGAAUCAUGAAGCUGCUUCUACUCGUUGCUCUCGUUGGGAUUGGAGCCUCGGCCAUUGGGGCUACCAGCUAUGAGGUGACCGAUCAAGUUUAUCUUGAUAUAAUGAUCGAUGAUUAUCCGGCUGGUAGGAUAAUCAUUGGUCUAUUUGGCAAGAUUGCUCCUAAGACCGUCAAGAACUUCGUGACUAUAGCCACAACUGGUAUUAAUGGAAGAUCGUAUUCCGGUUCGAAAUUUCAUCGGGUCAUUAAGAAAUUUAUGAUUCAAGGUGGUGAUGUUGAGAAGGGCGAUGGCAGUGGUUCCAUCAGUAUUUAUGGAAAAUAUUUUAAUGACGAAAAUUUCGACGUUAAACAUACGGGACCAGGUUUCGUCAGCAUGGCCAAUGCUGGAAAGAAUACAAACGGCUGUCAAUUCUUUAUCACGACUAUAGCGACGCCAUGGUUAGACGGACACCAUACGAUCUUCGGCAAGGUCGUCGAAGGCAUGGACGUGGUCUUCAAGAUUGAACAAACAGCAACGGACACAGAAGACAAACCCAUCAGUCCCGUUGUAAUUCUCGAAAGUGGAACAAUCCCCGUGACGGCGCCAUUUUUCAUUUCCGACGAUCCAUACGAGUAAAGAACGAAGGCCUCCCCGUACAAAAGAAAAUUGAAAAAUUUAGCCAUAUAUCGAAAUCUCGUUAACAAAAAAAAUGACAAUUCGCUUGUACAUAGUAGACAUAGUUAUUUUUGGAAACACUUUUAUCCUUUUGAAAAUUCUUCUAGCACCGAAGCGAACCUACGUGUACAGUCCUUUGACAAAUAAACGUAUUGCAUUUAAGUAAAAAAUUUGCUAUAUCCGUACAAGGGACACGCACAAGUCAUACAAAUCAAAGUCAAGGACUGUACAGUAAGUGUAUAUGCGUAGCGUAUCUAUACUCUACUUGUCCUACAUAUCUCAUCCCCCUCAUAAAAUCAGUUUUCGUUCUAGUAGAUGAUUAGGUGCACGCAAGUGACUCUCAACCUAUCCCUGACUGAAUGAUCAUUCAAUGACCAUAGCAGUUAGUACGUCAGAACGCAAGAGAGUCACUGAUUGAUCUGGUACAAGUGCACGCUAGUUAUCAUUAAAGCUAUACCUAUAUAGUAUAGGAUCCGGUGUGUUCCACUUGAUACCAAAUACUCUUUAGUAGCGUAGAAAAGCUCUCGUAGUAAAUUACUAAGUUUUAUUUCAUACAGUCACGCGUCGCUUAUUGAUUCAUUGUCUAGAUCAUUGUUCUGCUUAAUUUCUACGGUUGAAUGACGAUGUUGACUGUAGUAGUAGCGUAAUGUGCAAAUUCGAUUGACGCGACUCGCGUGGCUGUACGAACGAAAAGACUGACGUAGCUCGCUGAUAUUUUCAAAUUAGAUCAAUUCACUUUCGCUUUUCAUUCAUUCGAUUGUUUUCGCAAUGAUAAUCAUUUAUAUUAUACUCUUUUGGAGAUUA
Messenger RNA from Cephus cinctus (wheat stem sawfly), 1621 nucleotides. RefSeq names its product peptidyl-prolyl cis-trans isomerase B. Gene Ontology annotation, biological process: protein folding; protein peptidyl-prolyl isomerization. The transcript has 4 exons. Bases 170 to 778 code for a protein of 202 amino acids. The record is from RefSeq and is a predicted model, not a curated record. Gene Ontology annotation, molecular function: peptidyl-prolyl cis-trans isomerase activity. Gene Ontology annotation, cellular component: intracellular membrane-bounded organelle. Lineage: Eukaryota; Metazoa; Arthropoda; Insecta; Hymenoptera; Cephidae.